Messenger RNA from Gadus macrocephalus (Pacific cod), 5297 nucleotides. It is a transcript of the gene entrep3, whose product is annotated as family with sequence similarity 189 member B. NCBI's taxonomy places the organism in Eukaryota, Metazoa, Chordata, Actinopteri, Gadiformes, Gadidae. The coding region runs from base 1303 to 3558 and encodes 751 amino acids. The transcript has 14 exons. Gene Ontology annotation, cellular component: membrane. The record is from RefSeq and is a predicted model, not a curated record.
GGGAACCCACCUUCUCAGCAUCAGCACCACUACGACGUCACGCGCACUGUGCCGCAUAUCCGUGCUGACGUGCCUUGUCAUCACGUUGGGCAGGUAUCGGUUUGCAAACAUGAUACAAUUCGUUUAACCCCCAUUGCCUUAUUUAGACGAAUACACAGACCAGUACAUUGACUUGCUAUGUACCGGAUAUAGGCCUACACCACGUAUUAUUGAUGUUUUUGUGACGCACGGCAGGAUACAGUGAGGUAGUCGUACGAUCAAAGCACACACGGGAUGCCCGCGUUACUGCAGGGAGAAACGAGGCUGGCGGGUGGUGGUGGUGGAGGGGGCUGCGAGUGGACCACCGCAAAACUCCAGUGAUGGAGACGAAGAGAGGAUAACAUCCGACGAGAAACUUGUUAUGUUGUCGCGAGCAGAAGUAGCAAUUUGAACGUCGCUUGAAAAUAUUUCCUCGCGGUUUAUAUUGACAUGUUCAUCUGUACAUCCCGAAGGACGUGCAUCGGUCACACGCUCAUAACUUGAUCCAUAUUUAUCCUCUCACGAAGACGUGGAUCUAACACAAGGAGGACAAGCGAGCGCUCACAUCUUUUAGAUGGUGCUGCUUUUUGCAUAGAGGAUCGCUAAAAACCAAGAGACUCUUUUGGGCUCCGGUGAGUGGAUCAGUAGGCGUUUAAUGGGCUGGGGAUCGGCUCGUCUACGUACAGGGGUUUUGGGCCUGCUUCGUACGGUUACCGCAAUGCUACGGGCUGGCCAAUAUGUAAGACCGGAGAAAGGAGGAUGAAAGAUUGGGAGGCAGAUGCACUACAAAAAAAAUAUAACAAGAUUCUGACUGAUGCAUGAAGCGAUACCCGUUCUCUUUUCUAGCGUCUCUGACUAACGAGCAGAAGGACCGUGGCUUUGUAAGUGGAUAGGGUCUGUGUCCAUACACACACCUACAACCGAAUAUAACGGGGAGGGGUGGGGGGGGGGCGAUUAUCAUACUCCAACAUUCUGCUGAGCAAGUUCUUGGUCGGACCCCCUCCGUGUGACUUGGACGACAGCCCCAAGCCAUGGUGGUUGGUGCAGAACGGAGGCACCUGCCAGCGGGAGCCUUGGUGCAAUAUUGUGACAGAGAGGGUUCCUCAAGCCAACACUGAAGUAAACACCUGUGCCACUCCCUCCCCCACCGCCCCCCCUAAGCUGCGUUCCUUUUACACAUCCCACCGACUGUGUGUGCGUCUACACGGAGAGAAGAGUGGCCCCUUAAGCUGUCGGAGGGGGCGUUCUAUACCAGGGAUAACAUUUAGGGCUAGCGGAGGCGGCAUGCCUUCCCCCUCGGACUCCAGCAGCGUGGCUUCGGCCUCGGGUUCCCGGGGAUGGUCAGACAGCCGGCGGGGCAUGUCGGGCAGGGGGCAGGGGGGGGCACGGCUCCUGCUGUACCUGGGCCUGUGCCACCUGGGCCUCGGGGCCAUGGUGCUGGCCUUCUCCUUCACCAGCAUGGCGUUCACGUCCUCCGCACGUGUGCGACAGUCCUGUCCCUUCUGGGCCGGCUUCUUUGUCGUGGCUUCGGGGGUCGUGGGAAUCAUCUCGUGGAGAAGACCCCUCACUCUGGUGGUAUCUUUGUUCAUGCUGCUGUCUGCAGUGUGUGUCAUCCUCAGCCUGGCUGGCUCCAUGCUCUCAUGUCAGAACGCACAGAUGGUCAAGUCCAUGCUCACCUGCCAGGUGGAGAAUGGCCUGUGUGUGUGCUGCGCACCGACCCACUCCUGCUCCAUCACCGAGGAGGACACCCUUGUGCUCUACCUGAACGCUGACUGCCACUCGGUCAGACACCAGCUCAAGGACCUGCUGUUCAGCGCGUGUGGGCUGAGCAUUCUCUCCACCAUCAUCUGCACCCUGUCCACCGUGACGUGCAGUAUCCACAUCUUCUCCCUGGACCUCGUGCACCUGCUUGCACCUCAUCGCACUCGCUCCGUCAACCCAGAAUGCACCACUCCCCAGGAUGCCUUCCUCACCAACAUCAUGGACUUUGAGGAGUUUGUCCCGCCCAUUCCCCCUCCCCCCUACUACCCCCCGGAGUACACCUGCAGCUCAGAAACAGACGCUCAGAGUAUCACCUAUAAUGGCUCAAUGGAGAGCCCCGUUCCUCUCUAUCCCACCGACUGUCCCCCGCCGUACGAAGCUGUGAUGGGACAGAGGGCGGCAAGCCAGGCAACAGUGUUCGACACCCAUGGCACUGAGCUGUCUGGGGAGAGAGUCACGUCCACUGCCUUCAGCGGAGAAGUGUCACUAGACAGUGGGUCUCUGCUGAUGUCGGAGAUCGUGGACAUCCCUGACGACUCCUCCCCCUCGGAGGACUCGUGUCUGAUGGAGAUUGGGAUGAGGAGCCAGGGGGGGAGGAGCUACAGCACCGGAGGUGAGGGGGGUCGGGGUGCGGGGGAGGCGUCAGAGUACGUCAGCUUCCGCGGGCCGCCGACUGUGACACCAGAGAGCCCUCUGGCGGGGGGGCCGCGGGCCAGGCGGUUCUUCAGGGGGGAGAGGUCCAACUCCUGCUCCUCCCCAAGUACAGCUACCCCCACGUAUAGGUCUCCAUUAUUGCGACGCCAGGCCAUUCUAGCCAGUAGUUGCUCACAGCUGGAAGUGCUAUCAGCCGCCAGCUCUAAACAGCACUCGUCCAUCCCAGAGAUCAGGCUGGGACCAUCCUCACAGUUGUCCCAAGGGUCUGCUUCAGUCUCCUCAGCUCUGCCCAACAAGUCCUCCAUCUCCCCUGGGGAGCGGCAGGUCCCGGGGGGGCUGGCUCUGCCCCUCCAGCACCUGUUCCUGCGACGGAGGGGUGGGAAGGGGAAGCAAGAUGCAGCGGCGGGCCGAGAGAGACUCAGCGAUGGGCUCCUGUCUCCCUUAGUCAGGUCUCAUAGUGACCCUGGUCUCAGCAGCUCCAACAGUACAGUUGACUUUAUCGGCUCCGAGGGCAGUAAGGAGGGCUCACAGAUGUCCACGGACAUAGGGCCGUCCUCUGAGGCCUUCCUUUUGGGACACCCUACUUCCCCCCCUGAAGGAACCCUGCCCAGCAAGGGCAGCCUAAAGGAGGCCGCCACAGGGUCCCCACUGCCCCCCAAAAAAAACACCUCACCGCUGCACUUACCUAAAGAUUACCACCGAUCCCUAGGAGACCUCAAGGUGACCCGUGUCCUGGUGGCUCGGUUUCUCCAGCGCUCCAGGAGGAACCUGGCGCCCUCUUCUGAUCAUACGGGCGGCCCAGGCAGCCAGGGGACCAAGAGGAGGGCUGGGGCGGAGGGCCCCCCGUCCACCCACCUCCCCCUGGAGCAGGUGAUAAGAAGCUCCUUUGGCUCCAGCCGAGGUUCUUCCAACCCCAACCCCCACAAUCCCCAUCACCGUGGACACAGCCAUUCCCACAGUGACAGCCGACACAACCGCCGCGACAGCAUCCAGGCCCCGGCGUCAAUGGGGAUCCACCUGCGGAGCUGCGGGGACCUGAGCUCCUCGUCCUCCCUGCGACGACUGGUCUCGCCUCAUGCACCGCACGGCUCGUCUGGAGCACUCUACUCAGAAUCUGCCCUGUGAAGGAGGAGGAGAAGACGGGGGGGGGGGGGGCUAGCUACAAGCAGACAAAACCAGUGUUUGAUAUCAAAGAAUUGAGGCAGGAGAAAAACACCCCCUGUUUAAUGACACAGUAUAGGAUGAGGGGGCGAGGGGCAGAUUAUUUAGCAGGUCAGCUGAAGACAUUUGGCCCUCUGAUUCUCUCUACCAUCUCUGCAAAUGGCCUUAUUCAAUGGUGCUCCAUCGCACCCUCACUGAACACUGCAGAAGAGGUAGGUCUCCCAGCAGUAGCUGAAGGAGACCCCCAGAUGCCUCUUGCUUAAUACGGCUCUGCUCCAUGUGGAUAUUAAAGAUGAUUAAAAACCCAUCACCAUCCCCCAAGAGCAAUAUAGCACGACUAAACCGUCUCCACCUUUGUACGCAGAAAAUAUCAAGACUAUACUUCAUGAAGGAAAAGCCUCUGUAAACUCUCUACCCCCCCAACAACCACAUACAGUGGGUUGCUUAUUAUGGGCUGCAGUAUGCAGCUGGCCCCUUUUGUACAUUUCUACUUAUCCAGAGAUGCUCUCAGGUUAGGUUAUCAUGUCAUCCCUCCUUAAUUUGUCUUCCAUCGGAACAAAAGAAAUGUAUCCUCGUGCACUACCCUAUCCACACUUUGUUCCCCCGCUUCACAAUGCAAGUACUGCAGAAAAAACACUUCACAUGCGACUGGAUGCUCAGCUGAUUACUGUUUGCUACUUUUCCUUUUCUAAUAAUUUCACAAUCUCCACAGGAAUUCCAGACAAACCAGCCAUCUGUUAAAACAUUAUGUGUGCUCAUUCCACCACAUUAGUAACAGGCAGUGAAACAGAAUUUCCUUCCGGAAGGCUUCUGGAUGCAAUGUUUUUAUUUAAAUAUAUGCAUGUUUUUUUGCCUUCAAAAUGCAGGGAACGUGUGCAUUGUUAACAUCAUGAGCAACUGCAACAAUUAAUUUUCCUCUGAAUGUCUAUCUGCAUGUUUUGACAAUUAUUCUUACUUUCUCUGUCUUGCACCCAAAGUCUUUGAUUAUAUCCAGAAUAGCGUGGUGGUACAAUUAAGUGAACUUAAGUGUCUGAGUUGAAGGAGCCUAAAGGAAUUAAUCUCAUUUUGUGACAAAGGGGGUCAGGCAGCAGCUGCAUCCAUGGGUCAAUUAAAUACUGACCUUUUUGGACAAAGAAAUAUAUAUAUAUAUAUGUUUUUAUAUAUAUAUAUAUAUAUAUAUAUAUAUAUAUAUAUAUAUAUAUAUAUAUAUAUAUAUAUAUAUAUAUAUAUCAGUCUCUUGCAAAAAAUGUACAAAUGUAAUUAUUUAAUAAGAGUUGAAGGAGAAAACAUUGUAUUUCCUUGAGACUGGUGACUGGUGGGUACUGAGUGGGGGGUGUCGACGGAUGCUGGAAGUGAGGGCUGGGAAAAUGUAAUGUUUGUCGGGCCUCCAAUGAAAUGGUAAUUAAGUAUCUGGAGUAGCCUAUACUAUUUUCUUGACUCACAUUGAUUUUAUAUGAGUAAAGGGCACAAUUUGAAUACAGACACACGCAGACACGUAUAUGUAUCUGACUGAAAAUAAAAUGACAAAUCGUACAGUACACAAAGGCACACACGUACACACUUAUUUAAGCACCAAGCUGUGUUUCGAUCUCCUGUCUUGUGUAAGAAAGUAUUAUUUAUUUGAAGAAAUAUAGUAUAUCUAAAUGCCAGGCUUAACAGGAUAGCAGUUAUGGAAUUAUGAACCAAUAAAAUAAGUGUAUUAU